Molecule: messenger RNA, 3730 nt
Organism: Glossina fuscipes
Lineage: Eukaryota; Metazoa; Arthropoda; Insecta; Diptera; Glossinidae
Gene: Oseg4
Product: WD repeat-containing protein 35
Exons: 12
Coding region: 48-3479 (1143 amino acids)
Biological process (GO): non-motile cilium assembly; intraciliary retrograde transport; protein localization to cilium
Cellular component (GO): non-motile cilium; intraciliary transport particle A
Molecular function (GO): protein binding
Source: RefSeq, a predicted model, not a curated record
CUUGUGUGAAUCUUUUCAGCGAAAAAAGAAAUAUAUAUAUUUUAACAAUGUUUGUUUAUCUAAGCAAAAAGAUUGCUAUACCUAAUAAUGUGAAACUAAAUUAUGUGGCCUGGAAUAAGGAGGAGGGCCACAUAGCUGUGGCUGGGACAGAAGGUUUAUUAAAAGUUUUAAAAUUAGAGCAAGCGAACGGACAAAAUAAAGGAGGCUUAGCAGCAGUUUCGAAUCUAUCACUAAAUCAAACCUUAGACGGCCAUAAAAAUGAUAUAAAGCUAGUAGUUUGGAAUGAAGCUCAACUGAAGUUAACAUCAUCGGAUGUGGACGGUGUAAUUAUGGUGUGGAUGCUAUAUAAAGGCUCAUGGUAUGAAGAGAUGACUAACGAUCGAAAGAAAUCUACAGUAACUGGUAUGCAUUGGACUUCUGAUGGCAAUAAAAUAUGUAUAGCGUAUGAAGAUGGAGCAAUUAUAGUAGGAUCUGUGGAUGGUAAUCGAAUUUGGGGGAAAGAACUGAAAAAUGUUCAUUUAACUGGGGUGCAAUGGAGUCCAGAUAACCGUUUAUUACUUUUCAGUUUAGCCAACGGUGAAUGUCAUUUAUAUGAUAGUCAAGGAAAUUUUGCGAUAAAAUUGAAUAUACAAUGUGUAAAUUUGAGCAAUCAUCGCCAAACACGGGUGUCGGCAAUAUGUUGGUUUAGUGGGAAAUGUUCAAAAAAUCAACCUGUUUUAGCAUUAUGUUACGAAACAGGAAAAGUUCAAAUAAUGGCUAAUGAAAGUGACGAAUCUCCAGCCAUUGUUGAUUGUCAAAUGCGUAUAACUGAUGCUAAAUGGAAUCAUGAUGGAACUGUUCUGGCUGUCAGUGGAACUUUAAUGGAAGCAUAUAAUUUUAAAGAUACUAAUCAAGUGUGCUUUUAUACUCCGUGGGGGCGUUUAUGUCGCGUCUUAAAAGUUCCCGGUACUAAUAUAGCCUCAGUUUCUUGGGAGGGUAAAUCGCUACGGGUUGCUAUGGCAGUAGACUCUUUCAUAUAUUUUGCUAACAUAAGACCUGAGUAUAUUUGGUGUUAUUUUGAAAAGACCGUCGUCUUUAUAAGCAACAAUCAAAACAAUGUUAACAAGAGUAGCAUGACGGUUGUUACAUUUUGGAAUACAUUAACCAAUCAAAGUUUUCUUAAAGAAGUUGAGCAUUGCAUGGGAAUGGCUGCAUGCAAUGACCACUGUGUCAUAUCGAUUGAAUGCAUUAACAGUAAUUUAAAAGAUUUAGCUUUAAGCUCUCUUGAGCAUAAGGAGAGAAUAAGUCAUGAUGAUAAAUUGUAUCAGCUAUUGCUGUGUAAUUCUAUAGGAACAACUGUAGAUUCUAAGUACACAGAAAUUGCUCCUAAUUUUAUUGGUAUCAAUGCAAGUUUUGUGGCUAUAGCCUCAUCCGAUGAAAUUCUUUUGUGGCAUUAUCAUACUCCUAAAAGCGCUUCGCAGCUACACAAUGUAAAAGCUCGUAAAGAGAAACGUUUUCAUAUUGAUGAUUUAUCAACUGAUGGAGAUAAUAGUAAGGACUUAGUGGGCAGCAACGACCGGCGGGAGAGCAGACGCGAGAAUUUAGAUUCUAUCUGUUCGUUAGCGAUGUCAGAAAAAGUCUUUUUGGUUGCUAGACAAUCAGGCAUUAUCAACGAGUACCUUCUUCCUAACACGAUUCUUAGAACUCGUCAUGAAUGCGGUGUUCAUGUGCACAAAAUGGCGAUCAAUUGUAAUUCUACACGCGCCGCUCUAAUAGACCAGGCUGGCGUAAUGACGCUUUUAGAUUUGGGCGAUAACCGGGAAACUCAGUUAAAUUUUAGUCGCGUCGAACGUAAAGAUGUUUGGGCAAUCUGUUGGGCAAAAGAUAAUCCUUUGCUUUUGGCUCUUAUGGAAAAAACACGCAUGUAUAUAUUUCGUGGUAAUGAUCCGGAAGAACCAAUCAUUUGCUCCGGCUACAUUGGUGGAUUUGAAGAUCUUGAAAUAACCAGCGUUUUACUGGAUGAUAUAAUAAGCGGCGAAGAAGUUCAAAAUUCACUGAGUCACAUUCUGCAGUUGAGAAUAAAAUCAUUACGCGAUACUGACGAACUCUUGCAACAUGCAAGAGUUGGCUUGGAAGAUGCCAAGCAAUUCAUUGAAGAUAAUCCGCAUCCACGUCUCUGGAGACUGUUGGCAGAAUCUGCUUUGAAGAAACUGGAACUUGAUGUGGCAGAAAAUGCUUUUGUACGUUGUGCCAAUUAUCAAGGAAUACAAUUGGUUAAGAGAUUGCGAAAUAUACCUUCGUCAAUGUUGCAAAAGGCCGAAGUAGCCGCUUUCUACGGUGAAUUCGAGGAGGCUGAGAAACUGUACAUAGACGGAGAUAGACGAGAUUUAGCUAUAAACCUUCGUGUCACUUUAUGCGAUUGGUUUCGUGUGGUACAAUUAUAUCGCAUGGGUUCGAGUGUAUCUGACCAACAAAUAGAAAUUGCUUGGCGCGAAAUUGGUCAUCACUUCGCUAAUCUACAAUCUUGGGAGAGUGCCAGAGAUUAUUACGACAAGUCGCACUCUAUUGAGGGUUUAAUGGACUCAUUGUAUCACAUGGAACAAUUUGAGGAACUGGAAAAGUGCAUUGAUAAAUUGCCUGAGAAAAGUCCUCUUUUAGAAAAAUUAGGUGAAAUGUUAGCCUCAGUAGGCAUGUGUUCGGAGGCGGUGAAUGCUUAUUUAAAAUUGGGGGACCCGAAGUUAGCUGUUAACAUUUGCGUUAAUUUAAGGCAGUGGGGGCAAGCAGUAGAAUUAGCACAAAAAUUUGAAAUGCCACAGGUCAAUACUUUGCUUUGUAAGCACGCCGGCGAACUUUUAAAAAAUGGCCGACUUCCAGAAGCCAUUGAAUUGCAAAAAAAGGCAGGGUAUUACUUGGAUGCAGCACGCCUUAUAACCAAACUGGCAGAACGAGAAAUUGAGAAGAAUUCGAAUUUGUUACGUAUUAAAAAAGUAUACAUUUUAGCUGGACUUUUAGCUGAACAGCAUUUAAAAAACGCAGCGCUUCAAUUCUCGCAAGACCCUUCAGUGCAUAAUAUGGAUCGAGCUGCUUUAAUGAACAGUAUUAGCCCCGAAGAGGCAUCAACUAUAGAACGUAUAUGGCAUUGUGCAGAAGCAUAUCAUUUCUUUCUAAUAGCGCAAAGGCAGCUUCGUUUUGGAAUCGUUCAUAGCGCUGUUAUAACCUCCUUAAGGUUGCGAGAAUAUGAAGAUGUUCUAAAUGUCGAAGAUAUUUAUUGUGUUCUGGCGUUGUCGAGCUGUGCAGAUCGAUCGUUUAGUACUUGCUCGAAAGCCUUCAUUAAACUAGAAUCUUUGGACUACUUACCAGAGCGAAGUAAAAGGGAAUAUGAAGAACUAGCCGUAAAUAUUUUUGCCAAAAAUGAGCCAAUCGAUGAUAAAGUAGAUUUUAUAACAUGUUAUGUUUGUGAAGCAAUAGUUCCCGACUGGUACGUUUUUUCUUUAUUCUGAAUUUUAAAUACUCAGUAAAGCAGGCCCUUCGAGUCCGUACUUAGAAAACGGUUCAUUCAGUCUUAUUAACGAAAACCUUUUAAACCUUUUUAACAUUACCGUUUUGAAAACUAAGUUAUCAUCAAACCCAGCCAAACGUGUGAAAAUCAACGUGUUAAUGUUUGUACGAUUGCGUCAUAAAAGAACGAUUAAACUCAAUUUCGGUAAGCGGUUUGUUAAUUAUGUCAUAUAUCGAUAUAAAUGCUUUUCUA